Molecule: messenger RNA, 2270 nt
Organism: Hippocampus comes (tiger tail seahorse)
Lineage: Eukaryota; Metazoa; Chordata; Actinopteri; Syngnathiformes; Syngnathidae
Gene: lrr1
Product: leucine rich repeat protein 1
Exons: 5
Coding region: 648-1913 (421 amino acids)
Cellular component (GO): cytoplasm
Molecular function (GO): protein binding
Source: RefSeq, a predicted model, not a curated record
AUAAUUGAUGGAAUGAAGACGGUAGGGUUGAAAGGUAAAUCAGUGAAGAAUAUUUUAGAAUGUGACUUACUGGGAUGGGGGAGAGAUUCCACAUUACAUAUUUACACGUGAUUGCACUUCGGGCAAAUAUUUAUAGUUAGGGGGUAGUGUAUUAAUGUAUUGUGGAGAGCGGAAUAGCCGACAGAGGGCGGUAAUGCAAAAUAAUGGAUGCCAACCACCGUCAAACACCAAAGAAGUAGAAGAAGGAGCUCGUAUUGUAAACAUCGCCAUUUUUUUUAUUUUGAAAGUGUUCUGACGUCACUUCCAACGCGCGGGGUUACGCUAACAGUGGAGGAGCUAAGCAAAUCUACUCCCUGUCAUCCACUUUCAAACACUCACUCAGGCCCGACGCUUUUACCAGUAAGCUUACAAAGGUGAUUGUCGUCAGCCUUCCUGCACUACCACUUGCACAUCCGUGGAAUGCCGUGUUUUGGACCGUCGUGGAAAUGCGACUUUCUGUCCGGUUUUCUCUGAAGUCCGACACCCAGGACGUGAGUUGCUUCGGCGGGUUGUUUUCAGCCAAGUUUCCCACUGGUGGUAUGCAUCGUCCCGGCCCUUGUUAGUUUCGCAGCUGGCUGUGAAAAUUUUAGCCCCAAUAGCCGAUCAGGAUGAAGUUGCAGUGCGAUGUGGAGGUGGUGAAUCGUAUGUUACCCACCUUCGGAAUGAAAAGUCGCGGCAAGGGGGCGAGAGCGGUGCUGUCCAUCGGCAAGCACUUGGACAAGACCAGUCAACGCUGCAACGUCUACAUGAUGAUCUGCACGGCCAAGGACAGAACAGGCUCUAAGUAUAAGCUCAAAGACAACAUUGAAAAAUUCUUCACGUGGUUUGUAGAGGAGGGCAAGGCCACAGUGAGAUUAAAGGAACCUGCUGUCGACAUCUGUCUAAGCAAGGCCGACGCCAACAGCUUGAAGAACUUCCUCUCGGCGGCUCGCUUGGCGGACAGGGGGAGCGACGCCAGCAGCCUCCCACUGUCCACCCUCACGCCCGUCCGCGCCAGGGACGUGGAGCAGCCCAAGAAGAAGCUGAGCAUCGUCUCCAAGAAGGACUACCCCCUCACCUCCAGCUUCCCUUACUCCCUGGAGCAGCUGCAGGUCUCCUACUGCAAGCUGUCGCGCGUCGACAUGCGCAUGCUGUCGCUGAAAGCUCUUCGCAAACUGGACCUCAGCAACAACCACAUCAAGAAGCUCCCCGCCACCAUCGGCGAUCUGGGCUGCCUGUCCGAGCUGGUCCUGCACAAUAACCACUUGGAAGUCUUUAGCGAGGCCCUCUGUCUGUCCACGCUGCAACGGACCCUCCAGCUCCUGGACCUCAGCCAGAACCGGCUGCAGUCGCUUCCCACUCAGUUCUGCCAGCUCCGGGAACUGGUGAACCUCAAGGUGGACGACAAUAAACUCGUCUUUCUACCCUUCCACUUGGGACGCCUCACCAAAUUGAGGUUCCUGUCCGUGGCGCACAACCAACUGGCCGUGCUGCCCGGCGACUUCCGCAAACUGCGACUAGAGAACCUGGAUUUGUUCGGAAACCCGUUCGUCCAGCCCAACCCUCUGGACCACACCAUGCGGCUCACAUUCCCGGUUUCUCUUCAAGAGCUGGCUUCCAGGGCUGUAGUAAACCUCAGAGUCCCAUACGGACCCCACCUCAUCCCCGCGCACUUGUGUCAAGACCUGGAAUUGGCCAAGAUUUGCGACUGCGGGCGCUUCUGCGUGGGUUUUUACAUCAAGACAUGCGUGAGCAUGAACCUUCAUCAAGUUUCUCACACGGUGGUUCUCGUGGACGACAUGGGAGGGACAGAUGCUCCCGUGCAGCAGCAUUUUUGCUCCCUUUCUUGCUAUUCCGAGUUCUUGGACAAUUCCCUCCAGAGGGGAAUCAGAUGAGAGGACCGUGUGGAUGUGACACCUGAGUAGUUUGAGAUUGCUCAAACAACUUGGAAGAAGAGUGGACACUGUUGUCGGGUCAGUAUUGAGCAGUUUACCUCUGGAAAUUCAACAUCCACCAUUUCAUAGAUGGCAGAAAGCUGAAUUAUAAUGUUCCUCCUGCAUUACCUGCUGACCUAUUUGAUCAAAAUGAGGUAAUAAUGCAAUUAAACUGUGCCAUGACCUCAUUUCCUCAAUACUCAGAGCAGGCUAAAGGGAGUUUUUUUAAUGUGCUCAUGACUCACUAUUUUUCUGUGUGUUAAACAUUUAAAUAAAAAUAGCCAUUUGUUGAAGGAAAUUUAGUGUGCGACCUCAAAA